This is a messenger RNA of Spizellomyces punctatus DAOM BR117, 3063 nucleotides long. RefSeq lists its product as hypothetical. The transcript is spliced from 15 exons. The coding region runs from base 272 to 2971 and encodes 899 amino acids. The record is from RefSeq and is a predicted model, not a curated record. Lineage: Eukaryota; Fungi; Chytridiomycota; Chytridiomycetes; Spizellomycetales; Spizellomycetaceae.
UGACAAUGGUAGACUACAUUAACAAAAGCAUACAAGAUAUCCAAAAUGGAAUUGUUCCCUCACAAGUGCUCGAGCCACCACAGCCUUCAUACCAUGUACCCCCAUCGUUGGGCAAGUCCUUCCUCAUUCUAUUCAAUACACCCGAGCCCGUUCUAAGACGUGUCUGUGAGGCAUACCGUAAAGACGACGCCAAUAGUACGUGGCUCCAACAGCGUCGGCGUUGCGAGGUCUAGAAGCUUACUUGGAACGCAAUGACGACAGGCGAACUUCCAUGAGGGAAAUAUGGAGUCCUUUACGAGACAAGAUCAUCAAAAAGGGUCCUGAUCGUAACAAGUCCAUCCGAAUAAUCUCCUUUCUGUUCAAUGGCCCAUUCAAGGUGGAGCUUGUGGCUGUUCUAAUGGAGGUUCUCGAAACGGGAAGCAAGAGGGAUGCAUUGAGUGUUGUUUUGGCUACUGAGGGAUCUGAUUUGCUCCUCCGUGAUGUCCAAGCAUGGACGCUGGUGCGGGGGUUUCUUUACCGAAUCAACAAUGACAGGCUGGUUGCAGAAGACAAUACUGUACACCACACCAAGUUGACCACGGGAUGCUUAGGCUGUGCCUUCGAUUUAGUCAAGGGAGCCGCACAGGGGCUCCUUGUAAAUGAUAGGAUGGGUGAAGUUCUAGAUAUCAUAGAAGAGCUGGUUAAUAGUCUCUUACCAUUUUAUUGGGCACAUGGCUUUGGGACGGAAGUAUUAAGUGCGAUCGUGGAAAUUAUUUGUGCUUUGCGUAGCCGAUCAAGAAACGGAGAAGUGACGAAAGCGAUAUCAGGACUUUGUAUAUCGCUCGCUUCUGGCCUACAUCCAAAACUCUGGAGCAUGUCGCGCACUCGAUAUGAAGCUUUUUUGGGCGCAAAGCUUGAUGAGGUACCUCGAAGCGAGUCUGUGUUUGAGCCGAUUGGUGUGAUUUGCUGCUCCCUCAUUCAGUGGACCGAAUCGGAGACUCUGAAUAUUUUGAAUGAGACAGGACUGGACGAGCGACUGCGCGAUAUGGUGGCGGAAAACUUAUGUGAUCCUUUAGCCCAACCACUGCUGCUUGCCCUUUUACGACACUUCCUCCCAAAACAUAUCUCUGCACUUUCGCGUCCAAUUUUGUCCAUGAUGGAUGCAGAGGUCAUGGCAAGCGGUGCUCCACGGAUUCUCGCCACUCUGGCCACUGUGAACAAAGAAGAUGUCAUUGAGGGCUUUCUAGACAUGAUUGCGUCAGGCAAGAACUUACUACCCGUUGUGGAUGAGAUUACUGCGAUGUUUGCCGUCAGAAGAGGGCUGGUUGAGCAACUUGUCCAAAGAAUCCGAGAUGAUGGGGUUUGGACGGGAGAUACGUGUGAAUACCUGAUUAGCCAUCUUGAUCUGACAUAUCUGAUACCCAAGCUUUGCGAUGUAUUAAACUCUCCUGACGAUGAAAUCCGGUCUACUGCCGUAAGACGGAUUGUAACUGUCUUAGGACAGCACAAGCCACGGGCGGAAGCUGUGAGUGCAUUCGUAGAAUAUACCCGAACUACAGCACGAACCAAACCUUCGGCAACGCACAGGAUACCGAAAACUCCAGGAGAGGUCGGUGCCCCAACCUUGGACAAACCAGAUGCUCAAAAUAACUCCACCGACCAUCUUGAUGCACUCUUUUCAACACUCAAAAUGUGGGGUGAGAUAUGCCCACCAGCAUACUGGCCACAGAUCCUACCUAUACUUCUCCGCAAACUCUACGCAGCGCCCCAAGAUUCUAUCAUGGUGCGAGUUUUAAGCACACUUGCUGCUUUUUGGACCGAUCCAGAAUCUAGUCUGUGCGCUUUGGAAAUUGUGGCCGGCUGGAUUCGGCUGGACACUUGCACGGAUGCUAGCAAACGAGAUUAUGGUGAAGGGGAAGAGUUGGUUUUUCUGAGACUGUGUCCUUUCCUAGUUUUAAAGAUUCUACCGAUAGACGCCUUCUCUUCAAUUAUAGUUCCAUCAGAUUACAUUUAUCGCCAGUCUUUAACUGAUGAUGCACUGCCUACGGCCGAGCCACAACGUCCUUCGCUAGAGCAUACUGGAUCGAUCAUUCUAAACCACCUUUUACGCUGCGCGACCAUGCCAUCUCAGUAUGCCCAACUUCGUCAAUUGUCGCUGGAAAUUCUUGCAAGAUUUCCUAUACAAAAGACUUGUGUCAUCAUUCCACCCCUGUUCAUGCAGGCAUGGGAGGAGGGGGACAUAUGGUUGACUAAAGGCUGGGUGUACUGGUUGUGCCACGUCGCAGGACUAUGGGGGCGGAAAAUUGAAGGAAUCAUAUUGGAGAGUGGUAUAAUUGUUGCCAGAGGCGUUUUGACAGGGUUUUCAGCCGACAAUACGGAGGAAGGUCAAAAGCUCCACUUGAGCGCUAUAGACUUCUUUGCUAUCAUCAUCGCCUUACUCGCUACCGAACAACCGCCCCUAGCCCGUCAAGAGAAACCAAACACAUUUGAAUCCGUUCUCAAUCUUGUCCUCGAUACCCUCGCUUCCCCACCUAACGAAAGCUGCCAAACGGCCAUGGCAAAUGUCCUCUCAAAGUCCUUCAAAAACCUUUUAAGCGAAGACCGUCGUGAUGCUGCCCUUUGGCUUGGUGCGAUGGUUUGGAAGACGGUUUUGAGGGUCACGAGUGGAACGAACGGCAGUGUAGGGGUUGCCGCUAGUUUUCAGACGCUCUUUCAUAUCGUGUACGUCUACACGCAUGGGUCACAUCAGAAACCGACUGAUAUUGCUGGUAUCUUGGAGGAUCUAGCGGAGGCUUGUUUGCAUGGUUUGGAAAGCCCAUUUGAUAUCGUCCAAAUGUCGGCUCUCAAACUGCUUGCUGCAUGCGUGGCUGUAAGUGAUGACGGCAGGUUCAAAGAUCCACGAAUCAGGAAAGCCGUUGAGGGGGCUGUGACGGGGCAUGCAGAUGACGAAAUUGGAGUUCUCGCACGGAGAGUCCUGGUUGCAUUGUUAUAGUGACUUUGUGACUUGAGUUCUCGUAGGGGUUUUGUACACACCCAUUUUGUACAUAGGCAUUGAAUCAUAUCACCGUGGCAUUUGGCUAUUCC